This is a messenger RNA of Anas platyrhynchos (mallard), 1016 nucleotides long. RefSeq names its product glioma pathogenesis-related protein 1. The record is from RefSeq and is a predicted model, not a curated record. Gene Ontology annotation, cellular component: extracellular region. NCBI's taxonomy places the organism in Eukaryota, Metazoa, Chordata, Aves, Anseriformes, Anatidae.
CCAGCCCACAAGCCUUCGAAGCAAAACGCUGCCAGUGGAGCCAAACCCACUUUAUUCAGCUGAACUAUUCUGCUCUUAAAGCUGGAAGACCAGAGGCUGAGAAUCAUGAUGAGCAGAUUUUUCACUUGCGUGCUGGCUUUACUGCGUUUCUGCCUUUCUGCUGGCUCCUCUACACCACAGACAUUGCCUGAUAUUGGAGAUGCCGAGUUUAUUGAGCAAUGUGUGACAGAGCAUAACAAAUUCCGGUCUGCAGUGAGCCCACCAGCCAGCGACAUGCUCUACAUGACUUGGGAUCCAGAUUUGGCGAAGACUGCGAAAGCUUGGGCGAAGAGAUGCCAGUUUAAACAUAACACAUACCUCAAAGAGCCAGGGCAGACUCACCCCAGGUUUACCUCUGUUGGAGAAAACAUCUGGACUGGCUCGCUCUCGAUAUUUUCUGUGAAAGGAGCCAUCACCUCCUGGUACAAUGAGGUCAAAGACUACAGUUAUACCGCCAAUAGUUGUAGAAGAGUGUGCGGCCAUUACACACAGAUUGUUUGGGCUCGAAGCUACAAGGUUGGCUGUGCUGUCCACUUCUGUCCCACGGUGCAGUACUUCUCAGGAAAAAAUGCAGCACACUUUAUCUGCAACUACGGGCCGGCGGGGAAUUAUGGCAGGCACCCCUACGAGACGGGAGCAGCAUGCAGCAAAUGCAAGGGCGAUCAGUGUGCCAAGAACCUGUGUCGAAACCCAGAGCGUGACAAAGUCAUUAGUGAUUCCAAGUGGUAUCCAGCCUGGGACAGACCUGCCUGUGAUGAGUACUGCAUUUCUGUGGUUGUUUUAAGGCUGCUCUUCUUUAUUCUGACAAUCCCAGCCGCCUGGAUCCUGCCCAAGUACUGGUCUAUAGCACCUGCCAGCGAGUAACGCACAGGAGACUGUGAGAGCAUUUGGGUUGAUUUUUUCCUUUCCUGUUUGUAAACUACUAGAAGCACAGACACACACAAAAUAAUAAAAAUAAAAUAUGGGUAGAGACAUUG